Molecule: messenger RNA, 2664 nt
Organism: Echinops telfairi (small Madagascar hedgehog)
Lineage: Eukaryota; Metazoa; Chordata; Mammalia; Afrosoricida; Tenrecidae
Gene: ODAD4
Product: outer dynein arm docking complex subunit 4
Exons: 12
Coding region: 55-2070 (671 amino acids)
Cellular component (GO): cytoplasm
Molecular function (GO): protein binding
Source: RefSeq, a predicted model, not a curated record
CUAAGGCUUCUCUCUCUUCCUUUCUCCGCUUCAGCGCCUGUGAACCGGGCCACCAUGCCGGACCCAGAAAAUAACGAGGUCUUGCGAAGCACCUUUCCCUCUUACAUGGCGGAGGGCGAGCGGCUCUAUCUAUGCGGCGAGUACAGCAAAGCUGCCCAGAGCUUCAGCAACGCUCUUCAGCUUCAGAAUGGAGACAGGAACUGCCUGGUUGCCCGCUCCAAAUGCUACCUGAAGAUGGGAGACUUGGAGGAAUCCUUGAAGGAUGCCGAGGCCUCGCUCCAGGGCGACCCGACUUUCUGCAAGGGGAUAUUACAGAAGGCCGAGACGCUGUACACCAUGGGCGACUUUGAGUUCGCCUUGGUGUUCUACCACCGGGGCUACAAGCUGCGGCCAGAGCGGGAGUUCAAAGUUGGAAUUCAGAAGGCCCAGGAAGCCAUCAACAACUCAGUGGGGAGUCCGUCGUCAAUUAAACUGGAGAACAGGGGAGACCUUUCUUUCUUAAGCAAGCAGGCUGAGAACAUGAAAGCCCAGCAGAAGCCCCACCUGGUGAGGCACUUCCUGCAGGACCCCAAGAGGGAGAGCAAGCGGAAGGCCUCGCUGAAGAGCGAGAAGACGGUCCGCCAGCUGCUGGGGGAGCUGUACGUGGACAAGGAGUACCUGGAGAAGCUCCUAGCCGACGAAGACCUAACCAAAGGCACCAUCAGGAGGGGCCUGACAGUGGAGGACCUCAUCCUGACCGGCAUCACCUACCUGGACACGCGCAGCGACUUCUGGCGGCAGCAGAAGCCCAUCUACGCCCGGGAGCGGGACCGGAGGCUGAUGCAGGAGCGGUGGCUGCGGGACCGCAAGCGAGACCCCGCUGAGACCGCCCACUACGUCCUCAAGAGCCUGGAGGACAUUGACAUGUUGCUGACCAGCGGCAGUGCGGAAGGCAGCCUGCAGAAGGCCGAGAAGGUGCUGAAGAAAGUGAUGGAGUGGGACAAGGAGGAGGUGCCCAACCGGGACGAGCUGGUGGGGAACCUGCACAGCUGCAUCGGCAACGCCCAGCUGGAGCUGGGCCGGAUGGCGGCAGCCCUGCAGAGCCACCGAAAGGACCUGGAGAUCGCCAGGAACUAUGAUCUUCCUGAUGCCAAAUCCAGGGCCCUGGACAACAUUGGUAGGGUUUUUGCCAGAGUCGGGAAAUUCCAGCAAGCCAUUGACACGUGGGAGGAGAAGAUUCCACUGGCCAAAACCACCCUGGAGAAGACCUGGCUCUUCCACGAGAUUGGCCGCUGCUACUUGGAGCUGGAGCAGGCCUGGCAGGCCCAGUCCUACGGCGAGAAGUCCCAGCAGUGUGCUGAGGAGGAAGGGGAUAUUGAGUGGCAGCUGAAUGCCAGCGUUCUGGUGGCCCAAUCACAAGUGAAGCUGGGAGACUUUGAGGCAGCCGUGAGCAACUUCGAGAAGGCCCUGGAGAGGGCCAAGAUUGUCCACAACAAUGAGGCGCAGCAGGCCAUCAUCAGCGCCUUGGACGAUGCCAACAAGGGCAUCGUUGAAGAACUGAAGAAAACCAACUACAGGGAGACUUUCAAAGAAAGGCGGGAAAGAGACGAGCCUGUGGACUCGAAUGAGGCCACAGUGGUGGAAAGGAGGUUCGGGGAUAAGAAACCUGUAAGAGAGGAGCCCGAGAAGGUGAUGCAGCAGUGGGAGAGAGAGCACCCCUUGCUGGAGGAAGAGGACGACCAGGACAGCCUCACAUCCGAGCAGGAAAGUAGCAGGCAGAAGCUGGCAGGAGAAAUCCCCAGCUCCCUGCUCCCAUCCGAACGGAGAGCCGUGGGGAAAAAGGACUGGGGGGAGAUGGGCCAGAGGCUGUCCACAGAGCUGGGCAGGAAACUCUCCGAGAUGGGCCAGAGGGAAUCCAUGGAGAUUUACAAGAGGCCAUCGGGAGAAAUAGGCCGCCUCUCCAGAAAAGGCAACAGGCAGGAACUGCAAGGAGACAAGCUUUCAGAAGCCGACAGAAGCGAGCCUGAGAACCUGGGUGAGACAGGCUCCGUAAAACCUUCCGAAGAGCCGGGGAAACGGAAGGGAAGGUGAAAGAUGCCCAGGCACAGGCAUAAGGAUCACAGGGCAGCUUAUUAGGUUGGAUUAUCCCUUGGAGAUGUGGCUUUAAGAGGAAAACAUGGGGGACUGGGCCCUGUGGGUCAUUUCUGCCUCUUUCUGUCACCAUCUCCCCCUUAAAUACAUGUCUUUCAACUCUUACAAACCCUGCGUCGGCCUCUUCACUCCCACCCAGUCCCAGAGGAGCCUCAGGGAAAUGAAUCUGUGGUGACGGGGCAGGUACCACUCUUUUUCCUAAAGACCAGACCAAGACCCGCUUGCUUCCUCUGGCCCUGUCCUAGCAUCACCCAGGAGAGGAAAUCCGCUAUGAAACGUUUCCAGGGAGAACAGAGCCCGGAAAGCAGGAGGGAAGGCUCGGGCGGCCGUGGGCAAGGCCACAUUCCAUCUACUGCCAUGUGUGUGGAGGACACUGCGGAAGCUGAGUGGAAGAAUGAUGAUGAGGAAGGGGCGGGCGCCACUCACGCAGUAGAGGCCAACUUGCCAACUUCGACACCUUCAAAGCCAAGCACAAUGCAUGCUGGGAUGGUUAGGGGACCUUGGUGGGCCAGGAGCCCAGAGGAAGAAAGACAA